CUUUGUACGUCACAACAGUUGCAUCAGAAACGUGAGAAGAAUAGAACCAUAAGGAGAAAGCGAAAUAAACUUGAUCCUAGAGGUGAUGCAAGGAUUCAGUUUGCGAUCGUCUCUCGAAGUUAUCGGAAGUGGAAUAUCGUGAGAAACGCUACAACCGACGAAAAUUGAUAAUAAACAAAACAACUGGCAAUUGAGAGGCGUUGAAAAGUUGAACUUCCACCGUAGAACAUUCGAGAAUUUAAUGGCUUAUCAUGAGCUUUCCGAGGAGUGUCAUCAUUACGCUGCCUAAAGGCAUGCAAAAAACUGCACUCGGUAACGAAAUAAAUUUUGCGACUUCGAUUCGUGGAGCCAAGCCGAAGAUGGAACCGAGGAAAAUGAAGGUUGAGGAAAUGGAUGAUUCAACGUGUGAGAUUGUUAAACCAGACGAGUGGCUGAGGGGAAAAAAGAGAAGGCUUGAUCACCUCACGUGGGAGGAGAAAUUACAAAGAAAAAAGCUGAAGAACCGAGUGGCAGCCCAGACAUCCCGAGAUCGCAAGAAAGCCAAGCUCGACGAGCUCGAGGAAACUGUGCGUGCCCUCCAUGAGCAGAACGAUCUCCUCUCGGAAGAAUGCGCUCUCCUACGCUCUCAGAACGAGGCCCUCAUUGCCGAGACCCAACGUCUCAAGUCCGAGUCAAAGAGUCCCUCGGAGAAUUCACAAUCAGCAUCAUCAGUAACUUACUGUGAAUCGUGUCAGAAUCGUGUCGCUUGUGUUAAGCCCACACUGGGAUCUGCCGCGUCCCCCAACCCUCUGCCGCAGGGUGGCAAAACACAAUCGGCACCAGCUCUGACCCAAAAUGCAACGGUAAUCUUGAAGAUACUGACCCUCUACCUCCUCUCGAGGAGCUCUUUGGAGAUCUUCAAGGGGACGACUACAUCAUCAGACUCGAAGAACUCGCCGAGAGCCUUUUGCGAGAGGUUACCGCUGAAGUGGAAGCAAAUUCUAAUCGAGCAAAUGACAAAGACAGCGGGAAGGAAGAUACCGCUGAAGAAUAUGACAAUACAAAGAGAAUGGUGGGGGAGACAUCAGAAAAUGUGGAAACCAGUGCAGCCAGUGAAGGCUUGAGGGACUCAUAUCCAUCGGAAUCAGUUCCAGAUUGUUUUCCGCUCGUUUACACAGAGACAAAUAAUGAAGUUUUGACAAAUUCCACCAUCAUUCCGGUCCCUUCAGACCAGAAUUCCAAUUAUUUAUCCCCGGCGGAUCUUCUGAAGCGUAAAAUUAAACAGGAACCAGUUACUAAUGAUCUCGAUACAGUCUACGGAACUUACGACGAGGCUACCAAUUGUAUCACCAUCAUUUGUACUGAGGAUGAUGAUGUUGCCAUCCAGGAAUGCGUUCAGGAAGUCUCCAGUGAUGAUAGCACACAUUUAACACCGAAAUACUCAUACAAAGAUCACCUUUCACCUGGCUACACUAUUUCUGACAGUUUGUCACCUGUCAGUAUUCAUUCGGACGAUUCUGAUGGACAUCUGAGGUAUAAACAUGAUGACUGUGGAUACGAGUCUCAUGACGAACCUAGAGUCGAGAAGAGCCCAAAUGUCACACAGUUGGGUGACCCCUGGCACGAGAGCUUCUCGAUUUUAUUCCCUAGUCUUGCUUGAUAAAUUUCAAAGCCACGAUUGUCCUGAUUAUUUACAAAAAUGAACAAUUGUAAUUUCUCUGAAUCGAUCCAGCUUUUUUUCUAUUGCAUAGAAAAAUGAAAAUUCUAUUUUUUUUUCGACAUCUUUGCUGCACCUGGACCCCCCUUAAGCUAAUUCAUUUUUAACAAGGACAAUUCGAGGCCAUUCAUUUUCUCAUAACGAAAAAUUUGUACAUAAAAUGUAAAAUACUGUUUAUAUAUUUUUGUAUGUGCUGAAUUACUUGAGCAUUCCUCUUUGCGAAUUGAUUUUCGGUGUUUUCUGUGUGUAAGCCUCGUUGUGGGAUUAAUUGUCUCAAUUAAAUUACGUUUGGAAUCUUUUAAUGGUCGUGUAUUUAUUGAACGUUUUCUUAAUGUUUAGGAUUAUCAAUGUUUACUGAGAAAACAACACCGUUGAUUGUACAAAUAAACAAUCUGGAGCCUGAUUUCGUAUAAAACUGA
Molecule: messenger RNA, 2115 nt
Organism: Diachasma alloeum
Lineage: Eukaryota; Metazoa; Arthropoda; Insecta; Hymenoptera; Braconidae
Gene: Xbp1
Product: X-box-binding protein 1
Exons: 2
Coding region: 252-1103 (283 amino acids)
Cellular component (GO): nucleus
Molecular function (GO): RNA polymerase II transcription regulatory region sequence-specific DNA binding; DNA-binding transcription factor activity, RNA polymerase II-specific
Source: RefSeq, a predicted model, not a curated record